AAGCAACCUUAUUAACACAAAUGCUCGUUUAGGAGCGCAAACAAUUGUUCAAACAAAUAAACCUCCUUUAGAAAACAGCACAGUACACGCAAAAAGCGGAAAUAAUCACAAAUAAUGCGAUUCGUAUGAACAUCGCGCCGCUUUUCAGAGAUGACGAUAACUUCAGGGGAUUUUGAACCAACUCAGAGAUGGCCUUUUUCCUGCUCAACAGAUCCAGACUCCAGAUCAAUAAAGGAGUCGGUCCUUCGGUUGGAGCGUGUAGCUGUGACAGAGUGCGUCACUGAUGGACCAAAAACUGUGGGAACGACCCCUUAUGACCUCAAUUUCAUUCCCUGUAAGGAUGGCCAUAACGUGAUUCAUCAAUGUUCUUCUUGAGGUACAGGCACGGUUUUCCUGAAAAGUGCUUUGAAACUCAACCAAGGCAGGGGUGCAUGCAUAAAUGCCAAGAAACUGCAUUAGAGAGACGCCACCCAAAGAAAACGACAUCUUUUUGUGGAAAAUGGACCCGCCGCACAAGGAGAGACGGUCACCGGAAAACGGCCCCAGCUCGGCUCGGCCCUGUUGCUCAAGCCUCAAGAUGUUCCUCGUGGCCUUGUCCUUUGCCUACUUCGCCAAGGCAUUAUCCGGGAGCUAUAUGAAAAGCACAAUAACUCAGCUGGAAAGACGCUUCGACAUCCCCAGUUACUUAAUAGGUGUCAUUGAUGGCAGCUUUGAAAUAGGUAACUUGUUAGUGAUCGCCUUUGUGAGUUACUUUGGUGCCAAACUUCACCGUCCGAAGAUCAUCGCCAUGGGCUGUCUGUUGAUGUCGCUUGGGACUUUUCUAAUUGCCUUGCCCCAUUUUAUAAUUGGACGCUACAAGUUUGAAACAUCGAUCCGAUCGUCAGUGAACUCCAGCAGUAACCUCUCUCCAUGUCCAGUGAGGCCUAGCGAUCUGGCCACAGGUCCCAGCCCUACUUCGGGACCAAGCUCAGGUUGCGAACACGAGUCCAGGUUGUCCAUGUGGAUCUACGUUUUCCUAGGGAAUAUCUUGCGAGGAAUCGGCGAGACCCCGGUGCAACCUUUGGGAAUCUCAUACAUCGAUGAUCAUGCUCUGGAGGAGAACGCAGCCUUCUACAUCGGAUGCGUCCAGACGAUAUCAGUCGUCGGUCCGGUGUUUGGCUACAUUCUGGGGUCCGUCUGUGCCAAGAUAUAUGUGGACAUUGGAUUUGUCAACAUGGAGAGCAUUAGCAUCACCCCAGGAGAUGCACGCUGGGUAGGCGCCUGGUGGCUGGGAUACCUUAUUGCAGGACUCAUCACCCUGCUCUCGGCGGUGCCGUUUUGGUUCUUGCCCAAGUCUUUGCCCCUGCCAGAGAGACGGCUUGCCAAGUAUUCUCCAGAGCGGACCAGCUUCAUCAAAGACUCGCCCCUGCUGGAGCACAAGUACCAGGCGGACGAGCCAGCUAACUUCCUAGAAAUGGCCAAAGACUUUUUGCCAACGCUGAGAUCCCUUUUGGGGAACCCAGUCUACUUUUUGUAUCUCUGCGUCACCAUCAUCCAGUUCAACUCUUUGAUCGGUAUGGUGACGUACAAGCCAAAAUACAUCGAGCAACAUUACGGACAGUCAGCGUCCAAAGCCAACUUCUUAAUGGGAGUGAUCAACAUCCCAGCCGUAGCCUUGGGAAUGUUCUCGGGGGGUGUGAUCAUGAAGAAGUUCAAGCUGAGCAUCAUGGGAGCAGCCAAGUUUGCGCUGGGGACAUCUCUUCUGGGCUAUUUCCUGUCGCUUUUCUUCUUCACCAUGGGAUGUGAGAAUGCCAGCGUGGCCGGCAUCACCAGGUCAUACAAUGGGACGGAAAGUCUUUACAAAGCGGACAGUUCUCUCUGGGCGUCCUGCAAUGCAAACUGUAAGUGUCCCGAAACGAGCUGGGACCCCGUGUGCGGUGAGAACGGCCUCACCUACGUCUCCCCCUGCCUGGCUGGAUGCCGGACGUCCCACGGCUCUGGAAUGGACACGGUGUUUGAGCAGUGCAGUUGUAUAGCAGUCGGGAAUCAUACGGCCAGUGCGGGCCAAUGCAACAACAGAGACAGCUGCCAUCGAGUCUUCCCCUACUUCCUAGCUCUGUCUGUCAUCACUUCCUUUAUCAUCUCGCUGGGUGGAACGCCGGGAUACAUGCUGCUCAUCAGAUGCAUCAAACCUCAGCUGAAGUCUUUAGCUUUGGGUUUUCACACAUUGACGACACGUACUCUAGCUGGAAUUCCAGCUCCUAUAUACUUCGGAGCCAUCAUAGACACCACCUGUCUGAAAUGGGGUCAGAAGAAAUGCGGUGGGAGAGGAGCCUGUCGAAUCUACAACACCACUGCCUACAGGAUAGCAUAUCUGGGCCUGACGCUGGGCUUACGGACCGCUUCCUUCUUCCUGUGCAUUCUCGGGCUGGUGGUGCUACGACGGCACGUUCGGCGACAAGAGCGCAACACGCUCGCGAACGGAGGCACGGGGGCCGCGGCCGGCGAACUGCAAGCCCUCAGGAAAGAAGAAAACAACAGCUGUAACUCGGACCAGUGCCCACGGACGGCGGAUUACGACCCGGAACGGGAGACGCGUCUGUGACUCGCGUACACGCACAUGUACACGCACACCUGCGCAGGGAGCAACAGCGCCGUCUGUUUGACACUUUCUAUCGGACUUGUGUAAAUGAUGUGAAAUAAGUUGUUUUUGAUAUAGUAGAUUUAUUUCUUGAAUGUACAUGAUGUUUUGGGUUAAAAAAAAAAAGAAGAGGAAGAAGAAGAAGAAGAAUGUCUUACAAUCUACCUGUUUGGAUGCUUUUAGAAGCCCAACUAGAGGCAAUUAAGCAUUGGAUUUCCUCUCAUUUAAGCCAUUGUCGUGCACAGGCCCUAUAAGGAUAACACCUUGUUGGGUACAUGAUCACGUCCGUCGUAUCUCUCUCUCCUGCCAUACACACUGAUAGAUGCCUGAAACAGUUGACCACGACACUGUGUGCUUAAUAUAGGUAGGCCUCGAUCUCUAUCUCGUCGGAGAUCUCGAAUUGCGUCCCAUUUGUAUUGUCAUGAAGGAAGGAAAUGCUCACCAUUGUGCUUUUCAGUGUCACCUGACAGCAGUUCCUUCCAUUUAAGAAAGGCGCGAGGAACGGGCCAGAACUGUGCGAACAGGUGCGUGACGCCGUGGGUAUGUAAGUAAUCAUCUUCAUGAUCGAUGUUGUGCAAUGUCACUGUGCGUGUGUGUCGUUACGUGUGAACGGGUGCAUUCCUGUGCCAAAAAAAACAAAACAAACAAAAAAAAAAAACAUGAAAAGUGCGAGAAGGCAAAGUCAACAUGGUCUAUUCUCAGGUCGUUCAAUCAAUUGUUCCUCAAAUUUGCAAAUAAUUAUUCUUUUAUAUACUUGUAUAAAUCGUUGUCUGGUUUCAGCUGGCGGAAAUGUUCCUUUGUAACGACCAAGCAAAGGAUUUUUAUUUGUGACUUGUAAAGCAAAUAAAACGAGUGGCAUUUAUUACUUGCUUUUACGUUAGGCAGUACAUAAUUUUAUUUGCUGAUAUGUUUUUUGUAUACUUUAAAGUGAAUAUCCUGAUGUGUAAAAAAAUGCAUUUAUGUGAAAGAUUAGAUACAUUCUUUUAAAAAUAAACUGAAUGAUUUACUACA
Molecule: messenger RNA, 3631 nt
Organism: Labeo rohita (rohu)
Lineage: Eukaryota; Metazoa; Chordata; Actinopteri; Cypriniformes; Cyprinidae
Gene: slco1c1
Product: solute carrier organic anion transporter family, member 1C1
Exons: 18
Coding region: 440-2584 (714 amino acids)
Biological process (GO): sodium-independent organic anion transport; transmembrane transport
Cellular component (GO): membrane
Molecular function (GO): protein binding
Source: RefSeq, a predicted model, not a curated record